AUGCAACAUCUCUGGGAUCCGCCAUGGGCCCAGGAGGUCGGGUUCAAGGCCCUGAAGCCUGUCAAGCGCCCUGCUGAGUGGGGCGCCGAGUUGCCGGAGGACCCGAUCCUCUGCUCACAAGCAUCACCGGCAAUGUUGACAGGCCUCAGAGCAAAGCUUCCAGAGGGCACGCGCACGAAGGCCUGGAAGGUUGCAGCUGGGUAUCGGAACAAAGGAGGCACAAAGCGCCCGAGGAUGGCACCAACAUGUUCAUUGAAUGCACAUCCUGCAGACUGCACAGAGAGUGCGAUGAAGAGCACGGUGCGUGCUAGAGGCGGGUUUGAGGUUGGACAGCCGCCGGCCUCCACGGGAGCAGAAGCCAUCGAACACCCAGCCGAAUGCUCCAAACAGCGCCAGUACAACAUCUUGGACGCGUUGGGGAUUCCAAAUGCUCGAGAGAAGCCGGCCGUGGCAGAAGGAGAGCAAAUGCAGCUGGACCCGCCAAAGUCGAAAAAGAAGCGCCAGGUGCAGUCGACGGGCCAGCGUCUAGCUCGGGACCAGCUCCUGCGCCAGUUUGCCCUGAACGCGCGCUCGUCCAAGAGCAAGGACACCGUCGAGGGGACGGUAGAAGAGCGCACAGACGAGGAAGAGACUGCGACCCGGCGCGUCAAGGCAUUUCAGGUGCAGUUGAAAACGACCUCCGGCAACGUGAAGCGCGUUAUCUUCAAUGGCGCUGCAGCCCGCGCAUUUCAUCGAAGUCUGGGUCUGCAGCGCGGUGGCCGCGUUCGCCUUCAAGGUUUCACCUCCACUCGAGAGAACGACGAGGAGGUGCUGCGCUUCAAAGAUGUUCAUUCUGGGGUGAGCAUUAAAGUAGUGGCCACUGCUGCAAUGUCCCUCGAAGCCGAAGCGGUCCUAAGGCUGCAAGACUUGAAAGCUCACUUGGCCAAGGUCAAAAGAGGCGAAGCCAAAGCCGUUGUCUCGGUGCAGGCUGUGGCUGGGCGCGUGGGAAAGCUGGAGCGUCAAGAGCUGGCCUUGCAGCCUGGUGAGUUCGCAGCCACCAGAACCAUACAGCUUCAGUGCCCCUCAUCGAAUCUGGCUUAUGUUUGGCGCCUUUGGGACGCGCAGGCCGAGAAGUUUGGAGCCGAUUUGCAAGGCCAGCAACUCGUCAUCAACGGAACCCGAGUUCGCGAAGCGCGCGGGGAAGCUGAGCUAACGGGCUGCGUCAGCGUUGACGUGAAAGGCGGCAGGAUGCCGCCUCCGCUGAGUGCAGGGAGCGGGGUGCUUGAAUAG
This is a messenger RNA of Symbiodinium natans, 1269 nucleotides long. The record is from the annotation of a GenBank genome assembly. NCBI's taxonomy places the organism in Eukaryota, Dinophyceae, Suessiales, Symbiodiniaceae.